GUUCUUCCUCAAUUACACUUCGUCGCAAUGGAGCAAUCCAUUCCUUUGCUUGAAGAAUUCGGAAGUUCCGAACAAACGUCGACCAAUGCCACCAUCAAUAUCGAGAAAAAGACCGAUCCUGAGAUUUCAAGGUGGAGAAAGGUGUGUUUCACUCUGAAGAACGUCCUUCCUCGAUACUUGCAGCUCCAUGGCUUGCAAUACGACCACGAAAAUCUCCAUUCAACGGCAUGGUUGGAUUCUCUGCGGGGAUAUGCCGCAUGCGCAGUCUUCUUCAGCCAUAUGUAUGGCUUUCCAACGGAGGGAUUUGCCUCCCUGCCCAUUAUCAGAUUAUAUUCCGCGGGAACUGGUAUGGUCGACCUCUUCUUUGUCAUCUCCGGCUACGUGUUGAGCUUCAAGAUGAUACAACACAUGCGGAACCAUCAGGCAACGCGAUUGAUCGAUUGCCUCGCCUCCUCAACCUUCCGCAGAUACCUACGUCUAUACAUCCCCACAGCUUUAGCCACAUUUUUCACCGCCAUCAUGACCUAUGCAGGCUGGUGCCAGCCGGGGCUGAGAAAAGACACCAUCAUCCAACAGUUCCUGCACUGGGUCAGUGAUACCGCAUAUGCCAGCAAUCCCUUUGCCAACGUGGCUGGCUGGUGGUAUCCAGGAGUCUAUCGAACAGCUUAUCUUGACCAGAUGUGGACGAUCCCAGUCGAGUUUAGAGGCAGUAUCAUCCUAUUCGGCUUUCUAACGGCGUGCGCUAAACUAGCGACGAGAUCGAGGAUAGCUCUUUGUUGUUUCACCCUCUUCAUCGCCUUCUAUUAUCAGGCGUUGUAUGUUGCCUGCUUCCUCGGAGGCAUGCUCGUGGUGGACUUGUCUAUGAGCUGGACACCUUAUGGAAAAGCACAACAGCUGAGUCUCCCACAGAGCGAGAAUGGUAUGGAAGCAGCGAAACAGAGCCGGACAAAGUCAAUCGCCUGGCAGGUCGGCUUUAUCCUCAUCUUCAUUAUUGGUCUGAUCUUUCUCAGCCAACCACAAAUUCUGGGCGGGGAACUACCCUUUCCUUACCAAUACCUGAUUCUCCUGGUUCCGUCGAGUUACAAGGACGGAGCGGAACAUUUCUGGCUGAGUAUCGGUGCCAUUCUGACUGUGGGUGCACUGGAAUACUCUCCAGCGUUGCAGAAGCCCUUGAAAUGGAACAUUUCUCUAUACCUAGGCGAGUUGUCGUUUGGAAUCUACGCCAUGCACAACACAUUGGUAUGGGUUUUAUAUCUUGGAUGGUUGGCUCCUUGGAAGGAUUCGACAUUUCCUGAGUCACGAUGGCCCUAUAUCCCAAUUUCCAUCUUCAUGAGCUUUGUGGUGCUUUGGGCGGCGGAUUAUUUCACGCGAAUCGACAAAAGAAUCGUGGCUUUUGGAAGAUGGCUUCAGGUCAGCCUCUUCGAGAAAUGGUAGUAAACAACCAACUUUACGAAUUAAUGGCGUCGAUUUCAAUACACGAUAAUUUUAUGCAUCUUGCUUAUCACCA
Exophiala mesophila is the source of this 1507-nucleotide messenger RNA. RefSeq lists its product as uncharacterized. Gene Ontology annotation, molecular function: acyltransferase activity, transferring groups other than amino-acyl groups. The record is from RefSeq and is a predicted model, not a curated record. Bases 28 to 1434 code for a protein of 468 amino acids. Gene Ontology annotation, biological process: polysaccharide biosynthetic process. Gene Ontology annotation, cellular component: membrane. Lineage: Eukaryota; Fungi; Ascomycota; Eurotiomycetes; Chaetothyriales; Herpotrichiellaceae. The transcript is spliced from 2 exons.